Octodon degus (degu) is the source of this 718-nucleotide messenger RNA. RefSeq names its product ATP synthase membrane subunit c locus 2 (gene Atp5mc2). Gene Ontology annotation, biological process: proton transmembrane transport; proton motive force-driven ATP synthesis. Gene Ontology annotation, molecular function: proton transmembrane transporter activity. The record is from RefSeq and is a predicted model, not a curated record. The transcript is spliced from 5 exons. The coding region runs from base 139 to 564 and encodes 141 amino acids. NCBI's taxonomy places the organism in Eukaryota, Metazoa, Chordata, Mammalia, Rodentia, Octodontidae.
CCGUGGCUGGCUGCGCGACUCGUUGGCAGGCGCCACGCAUGCGCCGAGCCCUCCACUCGGUGUUGCAGCCCCCCCACCCCUCCUCGUCGUCUCUGCCCUGGGAGCAGCUCUCCUGCCACAGUCCUUCACCCCCUGAAAAUGUACACGUGCUCCAGAUUUGUCUCCACCCCAUCGUUGGUCAGGAGCACCUCCCAGCUGCUGAGCCGACCACUGUCUGCAGUAGUGCUGAACAGACCAAAGACGACAACAGAAGAGAGCCACAGCAGCUUUGCAGUCCCUCGUUCCCUGACAUCACUUGUCCCUAGCCGCAGCUUCCAAACCAGCAUCAUUUCAAGGGACAUCGACACAGCAGCCAAGUUCAUUGGCGCUGGGGCUGCCACAGUUGGGGUGGCUGGCUCUGGGGCUGGGAUCGGGACUGUGUUUGGAAGCCUAAUCAUUGGUUAUGCCAGGAACCCUUCUCUGAAGCAGCAGCUCUUCUCCUACGCCAUUUUGGGCUUUGCCCUCUCGGAGGCCAUGGGGCUCUUCUGCCUGAUGGUUGCCUUUCUCAUCCUCUUCGCCAUGUAAAGGAGCCAUCUCCACCUCACGUAGUUCUUUCUCCUGUAUCUUGUCUGCCCUAUGUGUUCCUUCCCAUAUACUUCCCUGGGCUCCCUGGGGAAAGUGACUGGCUCAGGGUUUGAUAGGGAAGAUAAAUAAACAUUGUAUUAAUAAGGUUUUUUGA